GAGAAGUCCACGCGACGAGAUAAGGCGCGCGCGCCACGCCCACCACACAGGCGCCGCGGCAUCCGAGUGAGCUCGCUCCAUCGACGGUGGGCAUGGGGGCACUACCCGUCGCCCACAGGCACCUCGCUCUCACCUCCCCCUUCCUCCCGCUCCCGCGCCGCGGCCGGCCCAGCUGCCCUGCGUUCCACGGGCGGCGGCGCCGGCGCCGGCAUGGGGCGGCGGUGGUGGCGUACAUGGAGCCGAACCCGAACUCGCCGGCGGCCAUCGCGGGGCGCCUCGUCGGCGCGCUCCCCGUGGUGGGACUCGUGGCGCGUAUCCUGAGCGACGAGGGCGGCGUCGGCGGUGACAUCAUCGACUUCGCCGAGUUCCGCCGCCGCGUCAGCAAGAAGUGCACCGUCAUGGACUCGCAGGCCUUCUACGACUUCAACGAGCGCCGGGGCAAGCCGGGAGAUCCCUUCUACGUCCUGCUGUGCUGCUGGCUGGCCGCCGUCGGCGCCGGGCUGCUCAAGACGGAGGAGAUUUUGGAAGGCGUGGCGCGGCUCCGCAUUUCCAACGACAUCGAGUUUGAGGAGGAGACCUUCAUCGAUAUGAUGAGGGCGGCAAAGGAGAAACGAGCAAAGCUCAAGGCUCCAGCCCCGCAGAUAGCCAUGGAGACACGGGCGGAGAAGGCCCUGGAGGCCAUCUACGUCUGCUGCUUCGGGCAGGACAUGGUCGAGGAGGAAGACGAGAAGCUCCUCCGCACGAUACUGAACGCGGUCUUCCCGUCCGUCGGGAGGCCGGCGGUCGAGAGGAUGGUGGCGUCCAUGGCCAAGCAGGUGGCCUCCGGCGAGAGGAAGCGGGACGGGAAGACCGUGUCCAAGGAAGUUCAACAGCGGCAGCUCAAGGACCUGGAGUUUCUGAAACAGAAUAAGCUGGACUCCUCAUGAGCAUCGAGCAGCAGAUUUAAUUUUUUUUUUGUCAUAGAAGGCAGUGUAGUCCGAAAUCACAACUUACACGGCGUGUUCAAUUUGGCCGUGUUUGGGUCAGGUGUCGACGAGGUUCAUAGUUGUAGGAAGAUGAGAACAAGGCAGAUGCAGUGUGGUUUUUACUAUACUAGUAGGUGUGCUAGGAGGAAUCAGCCACGAUAGCUUACAUUGCAACACAAAUGAAAGUAGCGAGGAUGGUAUCUCAGUAUCUGCUA
Panicum hallii is the source of this 1180-nucleotide messenger RNA. RefSeq names its product photosystem I assembly factor PSA3, chloroplastic. The transcript is spliced from 3 exons. Gene Ontology annotation, biological process: photosystem I assembly. The record is from RefSeq and is a predicted model, not a curated record. The coding region runs from base 93 to 926 and encodes 277 amino acids. NCBI's taxonomy places the organism in Eukaryota, Viridiplantae, Streptophyta, Magnoliopsida, Poales, Poaceae.